CUUCAGACCGCCAUGAUACGCUCGUAGCAGCUACAGCUAUCUCAAAGCCUGUGGCAAACAUGUCGUUAUCGGUCCAACCACCCAAAGCCAUUCUCUUCGACAUCGGUGGGGUUGUUGUGGUAAGUCCUUUCCAGGCCAUCCUAGACUACGAGACGGAGAACAAGAUCCCAAUCGGCUACAUCAACUACGCGAUCCAGAAAGGCCCGCACGACACCGGUGCAUGGCAACUCAUUGAACGCGGUGAAGUUGAACUAAACGACGACUGGUUUGCAUCCUUCAAAGCGCAACUAUCGCGACAUGAGAUAUGGCGCGAAUACCUCGCCAAGCUCACGCAACAACAAUCCCUGGGUGGCGCUGGUGGCUCAGCACUCGAGGGCGGCAAACCACCAAACGUCCCAGAAAUAGAUGUGAAGAAACUCUUCUGGCGCAUGAUGAAGAUCUCCCGCGAACCAGACCCAUACAUGUAUCCCGCGCUGCGCAAGCUGAAGGAAAGUGGGAAGUUUAUCCUCGGCGCUUUCAGCAACAAUAUCACGUUCCCUCCCGACAUACUCGACGAUGAAGGCGUGCUCUUCACGAAAGAGUUACAGCACCGCUCACAUCCAAAUCCGCACGCCAACGAUUCAACAGAUAUCACUACGAAUUUCGAUAUCUGCCUGGGAAGUGCGGCGGUGGGCGUGAGGAAGCCGGAUCCGGAGGCGUAUAAGCUGGCGACGAGGGAAAUGAGCAAGAUCAGUGAGGCCAAGGGAACAGGCAAGGUGGCAGAGGGAGACGUGUUGUUCUUGGAUGACAUUGGGAUCAACUUGAAGUUUGCGAAGAAGACUGGGUUGAGGACUAUCAAGGUUAAUCUAGGGCAAACGAGAGAUGCGGUUAAAGAAUUGGAGGAGGCUACGGGGUUGAGAUUAUUGAACGAGAAGGCGAGGCUGUGAGUACUGCAUUGAAAUCGCUUUUACACGAUCACACCUUCCUUUCUCAUCUCCUGUUGAUUAUGGGAGGCCUGAAGAAGCCGGAAACACCGUUCUUCAUGAUCAAAUUCAUACACCUUUAUCACAG
This is a messenger RNA of Macroventuria anomochaeta, 1050 nucleotides long. RefSeq names its product HAD-like protein. NCBI's taxonomy places the organism in Eukaryota, Fungi, Ascomycota, Dothideomycetes, Pleosporales, Didymellaceae. The transcript is spliced from 2 exons. The record is from RefSeq and is a predicted model, not a curated record. The coding region runs from base 60 to 926 and encodes 288 amino acids.